UCGGACAACAUUUUUGUAAAGGAAAAAGUUGCUUCAAAUGAUCCGAGACAUUUUUGGGACACCAUGUAUAUAGCCGCGACUUUGUACCAUCAGAUUAUCAUUCAUUUCGAAGUUUACAAAACUUUUUAAAUGGUAAAAGUUUCAAUAAUAACGAUAGCCUCGAAAUCGCACUUGAUUGAGUCUUUUACUGACAAGUACCGGAAGUUUCAUGAGCGCGGAAUCGUGAAGUUUUCCAGAAAGAUGGCAAAAGAUCGUCGAACAAACUGGAAAACAUUUUUACUUUUCCUGCCAACCGAAUAUUUUCAAGAGUUUCGGGCAUUUAUACAAACAUUUAUACCGGCAGUUUUCUGUGGAAGCUGUAAUAAAUAGUCUGUAGUAAAUGAUUUCAAGUGCAUUACAAUACAAAUUUAAUAUCGUACAAUUUUUAAUAUAAUAUUGCUACUCCGCUGUAGUAUAUUAUUGCGUUUAUACUGUAGUAUAAACCCGCGGGUUUGUAUGCAAAAUAAAAAUUUAUACAGGAGUCGAGGAGUUCAAAUAACUCGAAAGUCAUAGGCGUCGCCACUCGCGACCGCGAGAGCACCGUGUUUCUCGCAAGAGAAGCAUUACGCGGGAAACUUCGCGACACGGCCUCGAGGUGACUACGCCUUCCUCGCGACGUUCUCGCUGCUACAACUGAUCUGGAAUCAGGAAUCGGGGGCAAGGAGCGAAAGAGAUGUCGCAAGUUCAUUGAGGCUCCGAACCUCCGGCUCUCCCUUUCGCACCCUGCCGUCCGUCCUGCAUUUUUCUGUCGCAUUUUCCUAUCCCGGGGUCAGUGUAGACCAGAGAUGUUCAACAGUCCUCGCAGCAGACAAAGGCAAACUUCUUAGCAGAGUGGGGCCAUGUGGUUGUGGCUACGUUCCUAGGGUCUAUGACGACCCUCUGAUGCUCAUACUAUUUCACUGAAUCUCGACGUAAGUUCAGUGUUAAGCCCAUUAACACUGAUUAAUUCUCUGCAGCAACUGCGUGAAUGUAUUUGGACAUUCUACAUAUAAGUAAGGCAGGGGCAACUGACGGCUCGCGAGAUAUAGCCAAAACUGAAGCAAUGUUUUUAUAAAUAGUAGAUCGACCGCUUUACCUAAAAUAAAUACGAAUAAGUGCAUAUUAUACCCUUAGUAUCAGAAUCGUGUGACUAAACUAAUACAACUAACACUAUAACUCGACCGACAAUCUGUGAGACAUGUUCAGGUUAUGUCAAGUUAUGUUAUGCAAAUUGUUUAAUUGUAAAUUGUUUGAAUUGUUUAGCUUUCCUACCAAUCUUCCUUUGUAAAUAAAGUAAAACCGAAUAAAUGCAUAUUUUACCCACAGUGCCAUGGGGUAUCAUCAAACUUAUCAGUCUUUCUAAUACAACUAACACCGUAACUCGACCAACAGUCUGUGAGAUAUGUACAGGUUCCCCAAUCCGUAUUCAUCCUUUUGCAGAUCAUGUUUACUUUUCUUUUCGAAUUCCAAAUGCACCAUUUUGCACCAUUUGCAAUUCAUUUUGUGAACUAUAUGUAUAAAUAUAACUUGAAAUAUAUUUUGCAAUUUUUGUUUCGAGAAUUACUGUGUAAGUAGAAUGAAGACAAUCGAACGAAGUUAUGCAAGCCACCACCAGAUGAUCAGAUAAGGCUCACUAUACCGUCGUCCGUACCACCGUCAACGACGAUUCAAUUGAAGUUUUCAUAAAAAUCCUAUGCGACUGAAAAAGUAUGGUUUUCCGUGGUGUUAUAUUAGAGAGUUCAUCCAGCGGCGGACGGCACGGUUCAUCGCUGGAUCCUUUCGGAGACGUUCGAAAUAUGUACGAAUUCGGCCAGUGGAAUAUUCAAAACGUGUACACAUUAGUAGACUGCGCGAGAACGGACGGUCGCCGAUCGUCGGAAAAAUUAAUCACGAACUCCGGAAAUGAUUUCCCGUCUCCGAACUCGAAAGAGAAGACGGCCACGACAAGAUCCGAAGCGAUUCCAUCGAAUCAAGCGCAGGAGCCGUACAAUGGAAAGGGCUGCAGGCCUCUGUAUUGCGACCGUUGCGGCAAAGUAUUCUACCAGAAGUACAAUCUUCGCAACCACAUGAUGUCGUACAGGUAUCCAUGCAGCAUCUGCACAGAGGUCUUCCGCACUAAGCUGGAGAUCAUGCUGCACGUCACAGAGAGACACGGGCUGCCGGUCACGGCGCCCGUGGAGAGAUACCAGUACUCGUGCACCGACUGCGACUUCAAAACCCGGAACAAGACGAUACUGACGGAGCACAUUCUUCGCCAGCACACCGACAAGUACGCGUACGUCUGCGAGAUCUGCCCGAGGGAGUUCAAGGUGAAGAGCGACCUCACCGAGCACAUGAAGCAGGACCAUCUGAUCACGAAGUGUUUCAUCUGCAGCAUCGUGUUCAAACACCACAAAGCGCUGGUCAACCACGUGAAAAGCAAGCACGGCGAACAGCCGUAUCAAUGCAAGAGAUGCAAGCGCACCUUGGAGUCCCAGGAGUCGCUGGACCGGCAUACGCAAUGGCACACGGAUAUGAAGAAGAGGGCCUCCAUACCGUGUCCGAAAUGCGGCAAGCUGAUCCGUGAUUGCAACCUGUCCAGACACAUGCUGAAGCAUAGCGGCAAAAAGCCUAGCACGUGUUCCGUUUGCGGGAAAUCAUUCCGGAGGCAGAGCGACUUGCAGCUACAUCUUCUCGCCCAUGCUGGCAAGAAGCUGUACGUUUGCGACAUUUGCGGGCAAAAGUUGGCGCGGAAAUCGGGACUCCGUGACCACCGAAAGCGGCUGCAUCCUGGGCCAAAACCGCCGCUACCGCCGGUAUCGAUCAAAGACAUUGUUAAGGACGUCAUCGAGACCUACGAACAUGUGAAACAAGAGUCAAUUGACAUUGUUUAAUUCCCUGCAGCCAUUGCGUCUAUUAGAAGACUGUAGUAUUCUAAUAGAUGUAUUAGAAGACUAUAGUAUUCUAAUAGAUGUACUAGAAGAUUAUAGUAUUCUAAUAGAUGUACUAGAAGACUAUAGUAUUCUAAUAGAUGUAUUAUAAGACUAUAGUAUUCUAAUAGAUGUAUCAUAAGACUAUAGUAUUCUAAUAGAUGUAUUAUAAGACUAUAGUAUUCUAAUAGAUGUAUCAUAAGACUAUAGUAUUCUAAUAGAUGUAUUAUAAAACUAUAGUAUUCUAAUCGAUCACAUUACGUUAGGUUUUUGAAAGUGACAGCUGUGCCGAACCCAAUGCGAACAUAACACGUUUUCAGAGUUGGUACCUUUUUGUGUACUUCGGGAUAAGUUUCCGUAAUGUUACAGUAAAAUGUAAAAAAAAGAAUGUAUUUUAAAUAGCAGUCUAAAUAUACGCAUGUUUAUAAAUACUUCAAUAAUGAACUGAUUCAAUGAUUAAUUGAGAGGAAAAUGGGGGUCAGCAUUAUGCAUGGCGGCGCCCGUCGACAAUCACUUUGUUAUAAAUAAGUUGAAAUGUUACUUAAUUCGUUUAAAUAAUAUCGAGAAAUAAAAUGACACAGGAAAUAACGAUAAGUAUAAAAGUACAUUCUGAUUUGUAAGAAUAAUUGUAAUAUUUGUGUUCGAAAGAGAACAAGUUUGACUAAAAAAA
Megalopta genalis is the source of this 3597-nucleotide messenger RNA. RefSeq names its product zinc finger protein 711. NCBI's taxonomy places the organism in Eukaryota, Metazoa, Arthropoda, Insecta, Hymenoptera, Halictidae. Gene Ontology annotation, molecular function: DNA-binding transcription factor activity; RNA polymerase II cis-regulatory region sequence-specific DNA binding. Gene Ontology annotation, biological process: regulation of transcription by RNA polymerase II. The record is from RefSeq and is a predicted model, not a curated record.